Messenger RNA from Trichechus manatus latirostris (Florida manatee), 1126 nucleotides. RefSeq names its product zinc finger DHHC-type palmitoyltransferase 12 (gene ZDHHC12). Lineage: Eukaryota; Metazoa; Chordata; Mammalia; Sirenia; Trichechidae. Gene Ontology annotation, molecular function: protein-cysteine S-palmitoyltransferase activity. Gene Ontology annotation, cellular component: Golgi apparatus; endoplasmic reticulum. The coding region runs from base 1 to 975 and encodes 324 amino acids. The transcript has 7 exons. Gene Ontology annotation, biological process: protein targeting to membrane; peptidyl-L-cysteine S-palmitoylation. The record is from RefSeq and is a predicted model, not a curated record.
AUGGCGCCCUGGGCGUUCAUCAGCCCCGGGGUCGUGGUGCGGACCGGGCACACUGUGCUGACCUGGGGGAUCACGCUGGUGCUCUUCCUGCAUGAUACCGGUGAGCCAGACCCCGCGCGACCCCGGACCCACCCGAUCCCGCAUUCCGAGAAUCAAUGUCUCCCCAUCGCAGAUGCCAGACCUGGGAAACACUUCCCCACCUCCAGCUGCCCCACCCCCACACCCUUCCAUUUGGCCGUGCUCCAGCCUCACUCCUGUCCUCUGGCCUCUCCAGAGCUGCGGCAAUGGGAAGAGCAGGGGGAGCUGCUCCUGCCCCUAACCUUCCUACUCCUGGUGCUGGGCUCCCUGCUGCUCUACCUGGCUGUGUCGCUCAUGGACCCGGGCUACAUGAAUGUUCAGCCCCAGCCCCAGGAAGAACUCAAGGAGGAGCAGAUGGCCAUGGUUCCUCAGGCCACCCCCCUUCGGCGCUGCAGAUACUGCCUGGUGCUGCAGCCACUGAGGGCCCGGCACUGCCAUGAGUGCCACCGCUGUGUCCGCCGCUAUGACCACCACUGCCCCUGGAUGGAGAACUGUGUGGGGGAGCGCAACCACCCACUCUUCGUGGCCUACCUGGCGCUGCAACUGGUGGUGCUUCUGUGGGCCCUGUACCUGGCAUGGUCCGGCCUCCGGUUCUUCCAGCCCUGGGGGCUGUGGCUGCGGUCCAGUGGCCUCCUAUUUGCCACAUUCCUGCUGCUGUCUCUCUUCUCAUCAGUGGCCGGCCUGCUCCUGGCCUCGCAUCUCUACCUGGUGGCCAGCAACACCACCACGUGGGAGUUCAUCUCCUCACACCGCAUUGCCUACCUCCGCCAACGCUCCAGCAACCCCUUCGACCGCGGCCUGAUCCGCAACCUGGCCCACUUCUUCUGCGGAUGGCCCUCGGGGUCCUGGGAGACCCUCUGGGCUGAGGAAGAGGAGGACAGCAGCCAGGCUGUUUAGGGUCACUGGAGGCAGAGCUGCCAUCUUGUGCCUGAAACCAGAGGAGCUGUACCCAGUGGGGUCUGCCCCUCAGAAGGCCCGGGGCUCCUCACUCCUGCCCACUUCCUCCCAGGCCUCAGAGCAGAGCAUAAGGAUAGAAUCUCUGCCUCAG